Diceros bicornis minor is the source of this 5518-nucleotide messenger RNA. It is a transcript of the gene FUT9, whose product is annotated as fucosyltransferase 9. Gene Ontology annotation, molecular function: alpha-(1->3)-fucosyltransferase activity. The coding region runs from base 529 to 1656 and encodes 375 amino acids. NCBI's taxonomy places the organism in Eukaryota, Metazoa, Chordata, Mammalia, Perissodactyla, Rhinocerotidae. The record is from RefSeq and is a predicted model, not a curated record. The transcript is spliced from 2 exons. Gene Ontology annotation, cellular component: membrane.
AGAAAGCUUCCUUAGAUGGAGCCUGCAUCUUGCAGCUCUUUCAGCUGCAAUCUGCUGCUGUUAUACUGGAGUCCUGUCGGUGUAGUGGUAAGGUGUAGGUGGUGGGGAAGUGUUCUGUAAUCUUAUUAUUGAAUCUCAGUCUAUUAAUGGGUUUAUGUCCCUGGGCUAUGACCAUUAUAAAUCUUUCGUAGCUUUUUAUUUCUUCUUAGGUUAUAGCGGAAGGCUAGAGGGGGCUAGAGUUGGAGAAAUGCACUUCCACCAGGUCAGAUAAGGCUCUGGUAAAGUCUGUUCCUUAAGAGAGACGGUCUUGGUUAUGGAGAUUACUCUAGGUGUAUUUCACAAUGAUUAUUUCCCCCUUCCCCUACCGGAAACAGGAGGGGAUUCUGGUUCUUCAUUGUGAGAACCUGGUGGGCUUUCUGGAGGUAAAACCCAAGAAAAUGUGGAGGUCCCCCAAGAUUGCAGCCCUCACAAUUUUUUCACCCAGGCUAGUCAACACUCAGCCUCAGCAGUUCAUGAAAGUUCAUCUAAAUGUCCCUACCAGUUUUUGGCUCCAGCAGCUAUGUUCCAGAAAUAAUUAUGACACCAGCAUCCAAAGGAAUUCUGCGCCCAUUUUUAAUCGUCUGCGUUAUCCUGGGCUGCUUUGUGGCAUGUCUGUUCAUUUACAUCAAGCCCACCAACAGCUGGAUCUUCAGUCCAAUGGAGUCAGCCAGCUCAGUGCUGAAAAUGAAAAAUUUCUUCUCCACCAAGACUGAUUAUUUUAAUGAAACUACUAUUCUGAUUUGGGUGUGGCCAUUUGGACAGACCUUUGAUCUUACAUCCUGCCAAGCAAUGUUCAACAUCCAAGGAUGCCACCUCACCACGGACCGUUCUCUGUACAACAAAUCUCAUGCAGUUCUGAUCCAUCACCGAGACAUCAGUUGGGAUCUGACUAAUUUACCUCAGCAGGCUAGGCCACCCUUCCAGAAAUGGAUUUGGAUGAAUUUGGAAUCACCAACUCACACGCCCCAAAAGAGUGGUAUUGAGCACCUGUUCAACCUGACUCUGACUUACCGCCGCGACUCAGAUAUCCAAGUGCCUUAUGGCUUCUUGACGGUGAGCACAAACCCCUUCGUGUUUGAAGUGCCAAACAAAGAGAAGUUAGUGUGCUGGGUUGUAAGUAACUGGAACCCUGAGCAUGCCAGGGUCAAAUAUUACAAUGAACUAAGCAAAAGCAUUGAAAUCCAUACCUAUGGGCAAGCAUUUGGAGAGUAUGUGAAUGAUAAAAAUUUGAUUCCUACCAUAUCCACUUGCAAAUUUUAUCUUUCCUUUGAAAACUCAAUCCACAAAGAUUACAUCACAGAAAAGCUGUACAAUGCUUUUCUGGCUGGCUCUGUACCUGUUGUUCUGGGGCCAUCUAGGGAAAACUAUGAAAAUUAUAUUCCAGCAGAUUCAUUCAUUCAUGUGGAAGAUUACAACUCUCCCAGUGAGCUAGCAAAGUAUCUGAAGGAAGUUGACAAAAACAAUAAAUUAUACCUUAGCUACUUUAACUGGAGGAAGGAUUUCACAGUAAAUCUUCCACGAUUUUGGGAAUCACAUGCAUGCUUGGCUUGUGAUCAUGUGAAAAGGCAUCAAGAAUAUAAGUCUGUUGGUAAUCUAGAGAAAUGGUUUUGGAAUUAAAGUUUUUCAUCAUUUGCACACUUGGCAAAUUACUUUGAUGAGAUAUCAUCCAAGUUUUAAGGAUGAAAAGGGAGACAACAUUCUGUUUUUGUGUCACAGUUUAUUUUUAUCACUCUCUCUUGGGUAACGUGUAUAUUUUGAUGGAGAUUUUUAAGAGCUCAGCAUUAGCAAUCACUCCAUUUGGUUUUAAAUUAUCCUAUAUAUACCUAAUUAUGUGCACUGAAAAAUAAUUUAUUCUUUGCUAUCAUUUGUAAACAUUGGUUUUUCACAUUUUUGUAGUUGUUUAUAAUGUAAGUUUGUGAUAUGAUUGCUGUUUCUACAUUGAUCAGCUAUUUAAUCUAUUUGGCAAAUGAAGAUGCACAUCUUAAAAUAUGAAAUAUUUUCACUAAAUGUCAUAAUAUCUAGUUCCAAGUUUGCAUAAUGUAACAAAGGAAAAACAUUUGUAAUUGAAUUCUAACCUCUUUGACUUCGAACUUGAACAAAGUGUAUACCUGUCUCUAUUUGAUCUAUUUUUUACCCGUUUACCACAUUUGUGAAGGCAGAAUUAUUCAUAUAGUGAAUAAGAAAGGUAGUGAGGCAUAACAGUUAUAUUCAGGAAGCUAUUAGACUUCCCAUUUAUUUUCAUUAAGCUGGUUUGCAAAUGAGGCUAUUGGUUCUGAUGAUCUUAAAUUAAAUUAUUCAGGUAUUUUUAAAUAUCCAAUUUGUUGGGAUUUUUAGUACCUAAGAAAUAAUCCUAAUAACACUUAAGAAAACCUAAGAUAGUUCUCUUCCUGAUCCUGAUAAUACAUUGUUAUAAUAAUACAAAUAAUUUCCUCAAACAGCAAAGAAAAACGAUAUGUAUAGAUACAAAUCAUAUUUAUAAAUGGUACAUUUAUGUACAAUUUUUAAUGACAUAUCAAUUUUAAAUAUUUUUUUCUGAAGCCCUAAUAUUUAAAACAGUCUUAUUUUAUCAUAUGGACAAAUAAAUAGACAUAACAUUUGAGAGGUUUGUCUUAUCAUUUAAAAGAACCUAAAUAAAAUUAUCAUCAAGGUGUUAAAUAGAAGAUGUUAAAUGAAGUGCCAAAAUGAAUGAGGUAUAUAAUAAAGUGGGGGUAUAUAGGAAACACACAGUGUUAACACAGAGUAGGAUCUCAAUGUAUAUUUGUUAAAUGAAUAAAUAAAUGGCAUUGAAAGUCAUGAAAAAAUUUUUGUUUGUUUCAAUGAAGUGACAGUUCUAGCCUAGAGGCACUAACUGGAGAUGAUGUUUCAUAUUCCACUUUAGCAAUUAUUCGUAUAUAGUACAUAGGACCAUAGCCCUCAGGGCUUUACAGAACCAAAAUAAACUUAUCAUUACACUAAGUUUUUGGAGAAUUCAUCUCUGGACUUGGAGUUGCUUUAUAGCAUUUCUCAUCCAUAAGGUUGAAGGCUGGAUAUAAGCAGAGAGGAGUAGGUGAGAAAAGAUGGGAUGAUAAGGAUUCUUCAAGGAAAGCAUUCCCUCUAAAAAUCUUUACUGACUUUAUUCCAUUCAGGCCAAAAACUCAUCAAAAGAAUUAAAAUGUUCUGAUGGCAUCCAUUUGCCAGAGAGAGACAAAUUUUAAUUCAGUAAGGAGAUAUGUCCAACAAUCCAGACUGCUCUGUGAGGGAAUGAGCUCUCUGGAGUACCCAAAGGAUUUGAGCAGAGGAAAGGUCUUACAUUGAUGGAAAAUUGUUGGAUCCUCAGGUUUCUUUCUUUACCUGUGAUUGAACAGGGAUGCUGUGUCAGGCAAUGCCCUAACCAGAGAUAAAGAUGAACAAGGUUCAUACUAUCACUGCCUUAAAGGAGCUUACGGUUAAGCAGAGAGAUACGUGAGAGUUUCCUCUGAGUCCAUGUUUAUAUGCACAUACAACUCUCAAUGGAGUUUAUAUGUCACCGCUGAUUUGAUGAAAAUAAGAUAGCAAAUUUCCCCAAAUGCUUAGCUAUUUGACAUGUUUCUAAGCUGCAAACUUUGUUUACUCAUUUGACCCAAUGCAAAUUCCCUUCAUGUUAUUUCUUCUAACCACAUUGCAUCAAGAAAUAGUAUGUCUAUGUGGAUGCCCUCCUAGAUAAGGAAAGAUCGCCACGCACAUUUGUUUUGCCAUGUUAAAAUAGUCAAAUUGAUGUAUUUACUUUGUUGUUUUUUUGGCCUAUAAAAAUUAUAGGGGGUCUGAAGAGGAUGCAUUGCUAACAAGUUUGGAAAGUACCUGCUUUCUUAGAAAGCAGAAAAGUAUUCAAUGUCAUGGCAACCCACCUUUGCUGUGGCAGAUGCUCAUGAUUUCAAAGAACUAAGAAACCUGAGGCAUUGUCUCUGUUAUCAAAUAUAAAUUUGGUUUCUUUCUUAGUCUGUGACUAUAAUCACAAGCUGAAAAUAUGAUUCAAGCCAAGGCAAUAAUAGUAAGUGACUAACUGGCAUCUCUGUCUAUUGAAAACCCAUUACCAAGUCCCAGAAGAAUGUUUUCUGAGUUUGAAGGGCCAAAAUGAAUGAGGUAACUUCAGUUCCACGUCCAUUGAUCAGUGAGUUUUAGGGCUAGAAGGAAUUAUAACAACGUUUACAAGCCAAUCCCUUUAUUCUAUUUAUGAGUUAACUAGAUCCAGAUAUAAUACUUAUUCAAGACAGAUGUUGAGACGCACACACUCACACACCACACAGCUGAUGACACAGCCAAGAUUAGAAUUUAAGGGUCCUAUCUUUAUUAAUCCUGUUUUCUUUUUCAUUGUAUUCUUACCUUAUCAUAGUAGUACGUUUCAAUUCCUAUAAAUGCAAAUGCUGUAUAGGUAUUAUUAGGACCUGUGGAAGCACUUUGACUUUUGAAAAGGUAUACAGUAAACAAAACAUCAAACUUAUUAGCCUUCUUUCUUCUUUAAACAUUUUAGGAGUUGAGCUUUAGCAGAAGGAAAUGGAUUUUCACUACAUUUUAAAUGCAAUAUUUGAAUACAUUGAAAUGCAACCCUCAAGAUAGUGUAUGGUUCUCAGCCGCUCCUUUAAUAAAUCCUGUGGAUUGCAAUUCUUUUUAAGGAUAUCUUAUAGUGAAAGAUAUUGAUUCAACAAAACUGGCUUGCUGCUGGUUAUAAAAACAAAUAACUAUGCCAGGGGAUAGAUUGUGGAUAUAAAAAGAAUAGACUCCUUAAAAAGUUUUAUUUCAAAAUACAAAAUCAAAAACCUUCAAUGGUCUGAAUACUUAAAUAUUAAUUAUUGUAGGCCUCACUAGUAAGAAUAUAUAAAUAUUAACUAUUAUAGGCCUUAAUAGUGAGGCUAUAUACUGAAUUCUCCAUAUCCAGCAGUAUUACACUCUGGAAAAAAAAGAGACUUGACAGUCGUAUUUUAUGAUAGCCAUAAAUUUGACAAUAUGAAAUAGAAACAAAAAAAAUUAUCUUAAUGGGAAACGAAUAUCAGUUUAAAAUUUUUAUAUUUGCUACAUAAGUCCUUAUGCUAGAAUGUACAGAAAUGUUUUCUGUUGUGAAGGCGUAGAAAACUCAGAGUAUUUGAGUGUCAAGCGACAGAAUAUUUGGGAAUUAUUUGCUGAGCCAUUAAAUUCUUGCCUCCAAUUGGAGGUUAAACAUGGGAAGAAUAUUGAUAUCCUUUUCCUGCCUAUUUUCAGACUAGAUUCCGUGAGUCUUAAGGUAAUCACCUAGAAAAUGUCUUUGCAUGAAUUAAUGUUACCAAAACAAGGUUUAGGUUCUUACAAUAUGACUUUGUGCUUAACCAUAUCUUUGAGUUCCCUUGAAAUCUGAUCUCAUUUAGGAACUUCUUAACAAGUUAAUUAUAAUCAAGCUGUCAAAUAUAACAAACUUGAGGAUCUAAAAGAGAAGCAUAAUGCCUAACACAGAGAAGGAUCUCAAAAAAAUGUGUUGAAUGAAUAAACAAAU